CCUUCCUUCCUCACCUUGCCACCCCUUCCACAGCCGCAAUGGGUUACUCUUCGUCAUACUCGUCAUCCUCGUCGCUGACAGACUCACUCAGCGCACCCAUACGCAGCUUCUUUGCCUCUCUCGACGACCCAGCCAUCCCAUGGAAGACACUCGUCCUCUACCUCGUACUCGCAGUGUACUCCUUUGAGACCUACCUCUCCCUGCGACAGUACAAGGUAUACUCCUACGCUGCGCCCCCCGCAUCCCUCGCAAGACAUGUUGACCUUGACACGUUCAAAAAGUCGCAGCGCUACGGUAGAGACAAGGCUAGAUUUGGCUUCGUCGUAGGAGCGUGGGGCUUGAUCAAUAGUCUGGCCGUGAUUCACUUUGACCUCCUGCCUCUGGUAUGGACAUGGUCAGGCAUCGCGCUCCAGAAGAUGGGAAGGGCGCCCUCGGAGAUCCCCCAGUCGAUCAUCUUUACCUUCCUCUUCUCCGGUAUCCGUGCCACCCUCGAUCUUCCCUUCUCUUACUACUCCCACUUUGUCCUCGAGGAGAAGCAUGGGUUCAACAAGAUGACUCGCUCCACCUUUGUCCUCGACUUUGUCAAGGGCCUCGGCAUCGGCGCAGUCUUCCUCAGCCCUCUCAUCGCGGGCCUCAUCGCCAUUAUCCGCUGGGCAGGAACAGAUGGCUUCGUCUCCUGGGUCCUGAUGUUCAUCCUGGGCUUCCAGAUUCUCGCUCAAGUCCUUUACCCGACUGUCAUCCAGCCCCUGUUCAACAAGCUCCAGCCUCUGGAGGAAGGCCCCCUCAAAUCCCGCGUAGUCUCCCUCGCAAAUUCGAUGCGUUUCCCUCUAGCCAAGAUCUAUCAGAUUGAUGGCUCAAAGCGCUCUGCGCACAGCAACGCCUACUUCUUCGGCGUCCUGCCUUGGGCCAACAAGCACAUCGUCAUCUUCGACACGCUCAUCGCCAAGUCCACCUGCUCCGAGAUCGAAGCAGUCAUUUGCCACGAGCUGGGACACUGGAAACAUCGCGACCCCACGAAGCUCCUGCUCAUUGCCCAGGCGCAGGUGGCCCUGACCUUUGGCGUCUUUGCUGGCUUCAUCGGCAACGUCUCCCUUUUCCGCUCCUUUGGCUUCAACGUCUCCACGACGCAGGGCUACCUGCCCAUCAUCAUCGGACUAGAGCUGUUCCAGAUGGUCCUCGCUGCCCUCGAUGUCGUACUGCAAUUCGCCAUGAACAGCGCAGUGAGAUCGAUGGAGUACGCCGCGGACGAAUUCGCCGCCAAUUUGGACAGGCCGGCCUUUAGCGAGGAGCAGAUUGAGGGACUAUCUCAGGCAGCAGCAGCCAAAGAGUCGAAGAAGAAGGAUGCAAAGGCAGAGGCAGGGGCGGGAGCAGGAGCGCAGCAGAACGGUGCAGCAUCAUCCGAAGAUCCAGACGUUCCUCUUCGUCUUGAGCUCGAGCAAGUGGGACAACCCUACGAUGAGCUCCUGGCAAAGGCUCUCAUCAAGCUUCAUGUGCAGAACCUCUCCACGAUGCACUAUGAUGCCCUCUAUUCUGCCUAUCACCACUCGCACCCCACGCUUCCGGAGAGGUUGGCGGCACUGCAGCGGAUCAGGGAGAAGAGGGAGAAGGGUGCCGGAACAGGGGUGGAGGGGAAGAAGAACAUCUAGAGAAGAGAGGAAAUAGGAGAAGGGGUUGAGGAGCGAUGGGUGGUCAGUGAUCAGAGGGAGUUGCGCGGGAAAGUAGAGUAGAUUUGACAGUGUCACUAGCAGUAGCAUGAUCAUCGUAGACGUAGAUAAUGUUCAUUCUUUUGCCUCGCCCGC
This is a messenger RNA of Microstroma glucosiphilum, 1799 nucleotides long. RefSeq lists its product as hypothetical. NCBI's taxonomy places the organism in Eukaryota, Fungi, Basidiomycota, Exobasidiomycetes, Microstromatales, Microstromataceae. The record is from RefSeq and is a predicted model, not a curated record. Gene Ontology annotation, biological process: CAAX-box protein processing. Gene Ontology annotation, cellular component: endoplasmic reticulum membrane. The transcript is spliced from 2 exons. The coding region runs from base 39 to 1646 and encodes 535 amino acids. Gene Ontology annotation, molecular function: metalloendopeptidase activity.